Molecule: messenger RNA, 2686 nt
Organism: Salvelinus fontinalis (brook trout)
Lineage: Eukaryota; Metazoa; Chordata; Actinopteri; Salmoniformes; Salmonidae
Product: nuclear body protein SP140-like protein
Exons: 11
Coding region: 408-1916 (502 amino acids)
Biological process (GO): regulation of transcription by RNA polymerase II
Cellular component (GO): nucleus
Molecular function (GO): DNA-binding transcription factor activity, RNA polymerase II-specific; protein binding; DNA binding
Source: RefSeq, a predicted model, not a curated record
CCUUGUGGCUCAUAUGAAAUCACAUGAACACUUUCACUUUCCAAACAUCACUUGAAGUGUACUUCCGUGCUUGCGCGAUAUCUAUUUUAUCUUCGAAAAUAACUUUAAUAACAACUUGUUGGCCUACAGUUGAAAACGUUUUCAUUACGUCCUCUCCGUCCUUCGUCCAAACGCGCGUCUAUCGGUAUGUGCACUCGUCUGAAUGAAUCAAUCCGCCCGGGGCCUGUAUUGAAAUGUAAAUAGUCUACAUCACGUCAAACUUUAAUUUAUCAGUGUAUAUAUAUGCCACCCAAUAUGAACCGGAUCGUUCAUUAUUAAACUAUUAAUAAUAUUCAGUGACCUGGUAAAUAUUGGAUUUAUUUCGACAAAGAAAAGUGUAUUGAAGACUUGCAGUUGCGUCUGCGCCAAUGGACCAGUUGGAUUUUCUGACAGAUGAGGAGUUACUGCGGUUUUUCCGCUGUAGUAGGACAGAGAUGUCGUGCAUGGAGCAACCACACACCUUUCUUAACCAGCUCCGAGACCACCACCUCAUUCCGGAAAAAAUGUACAAGAAGCUGAUUCGGUGUAGGAGUAAGGACGUGAGGGAGAAGGGUGUGUACCAGGUGUUGGACUGGGUGGAGUCAGAGAGGCCCGACAGCAUCAAGGUGUUCUGGAACUGUGUGUUCAGGGACCACCUCCUGCAGCAGUACCCCACGUUACGCCUGUUACGAAACCGCCUGCUGGACGGGUCGUUCACAUUCUAUGAAAAACUGCCAAAGAAGGUGGAGAAGGAAGAGGAGGAUAAAAAGCAGAAGGCUUCAGCAGAAGAGGAGGAGGAAGAGGAGGAGGAGGAUAAGAAGAAGGCUUCAGAGGAAGGAGAAGAGGAGGAGGAGGAGGAGGAGGAGGAGAAAGAAGAGGAGGAGGAAGAGGAGGAGGAGAAAACAAGGAAAAAGAGUAAACAGAAAGAGAGAAGUGAGAGUGCUGAGGAGGAGCAGCCCAGCACAUCCACCCAGUCCAACCCCAGUCAGAAGAGGAACGUCCAGAGGCCGACCAACUAUUUUCCUUUCAGGAAGGGAGAGAAAGAUGACAUCUGGACCUGGCCCAUCUACAAGACCCAGCUCCCAGUCACCUGUGGGGACAAAGAAGGCAUGCUCAAGAGGGACAAGCUGGCCAAAGGGAAGAGGUGCAUUGUGGUCCAGGGUCGCUGGUUCACCCCAAGUGGCUUUGAGGAGUUUGGGGGGAAGAAGAGCAGUAAGAAGUGGAAGUACAGUAUCCGCUGUAGCGGCACCACUCUGGGAGAACUGAUCCAGGAAGGUCAUUUAACUUCACCAGACUUUAAAAGAAGAAAGAGUGCACAGCAUGAUCAAGAUAACAAUGACGACUGCUUCAUCUGUAGAAGCCAGGGCAGCUUGAUAUGCUGUGAUGAGUGUCCUCGCUCCUUCCAUCAUAGAUGUCAUCUUCCUAAUGUGGAUGAUGCUAUCCUGGGGGAUGAUCGUCCGUGGAUGUGUACAUUCUGUGUACUGAGGGCCAGUCAUUCGUGGUAUCACCCCACACAAAUGACCUACCAAGAAGCCUUGACCUGCCGAAUCUCUGACCACCUACUGGAAUGCCAGUACCUCCUGCUGUGUCUCUACCAUGCGGACGAGGGCCACGUCUUUGUGAAAGAUCCUUGCAUCAAUGUGAGAAACUACACCAGUGUGAUAAAGACCCCUAUAUGGCUGGACAGGGUUGUGGAGAAGCUGCAGCAGAAUCUCUACCAGUCAAUGCAACACUUUGUGUCUGAUGUGUUGCUUAUCUUCACCAACUGUGCCACAUUUAACAGGGAUAAUGCAGAGUUCCGUGGAAUGGGCAAAAGAUUGAAGGAUCUAUUUGAGAGAGAGUUCAAGAGUACAUUCAGCAUCCAACUUCAGCAUCCAACUGCAUCCAACAGCCAGUAGAGCCUUCAUCAAGUCUGUACUGUUAUCUCACUAUUUUUUUUUUUUUUUUUUUUAUUUCACCUUUAUUUAACCGGGUAGGCUAGUUGAGAACAAGUUCUCAUUUGCAACUGCGACCUGGCCAAGAUAAAGCAAAGCAGUUCGACACAUACAACAACACAGAGUUACACAUGGAAUAAACAAAACAUAGUCAAUAAUACAGUAGAAAAAUCUAUAUACAGCAUGUGCAACUGAGGUAGGAUAAGAGAGGUAAGGCAAUAAAUAGGCCAUAGUGGCGAAGUAAUUACAAUAUAGCAAUUAAUGGUAGAAUGUGCAGAAUGUGUGGAAUGGUAGAAUGUGCAGAAGAUGAAUGUGCAAGUAGAGAUACUGGGGUGCAAAGGAGCAAGAUAAAUAAAUAAAUACAGUUUGGGGAUGAGGUAGAUUGGAUGGGCUAUUUACAGAUGAGCUAUGUACAGGUGCAGUGAUCUGUGAGCUAUGAGACAACAGGGAAUAUUCACCAUGCCCUGGUCUUUCUAUACAGCCUUCAUACAGACUUGCAUGUACAUUGUUAUCCAUCUAGUCAUUUUAUGAAUUUAUGUAAUUCAUUCUACCAGUCAAAAUGGGUGUGUGAUAAUAAUUUAAAUAGAAUGGUGAUAAAAUUGCAUUUCACCUCUCAUGCAAGAGCCUUAGAAUUUCUUACCUUCCAGGUUCUUACUUCUGGUUAGGCCUCACUAGAUUUAUGUUCAGGGAUUCUGUUGAAAAUAAACUCAUGAAUUUCUGAAACAUUGUGGAAA